GAGGUACAUCCCCACAACAUUCCCCAGAGUGAAGCCAGCCUGAGGAUGAGGCAAAACAAAUGUCAUUAACGAGAUCUAAUGACGAACAUCACCUUCACACGAGAACUACACCUCCCAGGACCACACGGAGAAACAGCACCUGUCCUCCAGCCAGUGGGUGUUGCGGCAAUGGUGGUGUCGGUGGGACAUUGAAUGACUUUGGCUCCAUCACGAAGUUACCCGCUGUUUGUGAGUUAUUUGGUGCAGCACAAACAUGGAGGCUCUUAUCCCGGUGAUAAACAAGCUGCAGGACGUGUUCAACACGGUGGGGGCGGAUAUCAUCCAGCUGCCGCAGAUAGCAGUGGUCGGGACUCAGAGCAGUGGUAAGAGCUCCGUGCUGGAGAGCCUGGUGGGCAGGGACCUCCUUCCUCGUGGGACUGGUGUCGUCACUAGGCGACCCCUCAUCCUCCAGCUGGUCCACGUGGAUCCUGGAGACUCCAGGAAAAAUGACGACGGUGGUAGAGAGGGUGAAGAGUGGGGCAAGUUUCUGCACACAAAAAAUACGAUCUACACAGAUUUCGAUGAAAUCAGGCAAGAAAUCGAGAAUGAGACGGAGCGAGUCUCGGGGAAUAAUAAGGGGAUCAGCGAUGAACCCAUUCAUCUGAAGAUAUUUUCUCCUCAUGUCGUCAACCUCACACUGGUGGAUCUGCCAGGAAUCACCAAGGUGCCCGUAGGGGAUCAGCCCAAGGACAUCGAGGUUCAGAUAAAAGAUUUGAUCCUGAAGCACAUCUCCAACCCCAACUCCAUCAUCCUGGCUGUCACGGCUGCCAACACAGACAUGGCCACCUCGGAGGCGCUGAAGGUGGCACGGGAGGUCGACCCCGAUGGCAGGAGGACACUUGCUGUGGUGACCAAACUGGACCUGAUGGACGCUGGUACCGAUGCGAUGGAUGUUCUUAUGGGCAGAGUCAUUCCUGUCAAACUGGGCCUCAUCGGAGUCGUCAACAGGAGCCAGUUGGACAUCAACAAUAAAAAGUCUGUGGCUGAUGCUAUCCGGGACGAAUAUGCUUUCCUCCAGAAGAAAUAUCCGUCUCUUGCCAACAGAAAUGGAACCAAGUACCUGGCCAGGACCCUGAACAGGUUACUGAUGCAUCACAUCCGAGACUGUCUCCCUGAGCUGAAGGCACGGAUCAACGUGUUGGCAGCUCAGUACCAGUCCCUGCUCAGCAGCUACGGCGAACCCGUCGAGGACCAGAGCGCCACCUUGCUCCAGCUCAUCACCAAGUUCGCCACAGAAUACUGCAACACCAUCGAGGGCACGGCCAAGUACAUCGAGACGGCAGAGCUGUGCGGCGGAGCCAGAAUUUGUUACAUAUUCCACGAGACGUUUGGCAGAACGUUGGAGUCUGUGGAUCCUCUGGGAGGACUCAGUACCAUAGAUAUCCUGACGGCCAUACGGAACGCCACUGGCCCGCGCCCAUCGCUGUUUGUGCCCGAGGUCUCCUUCGAGCUGUUGGUGAAAAAGCAGGUGAAACGCCUGGAGGAGCCCAGUUUGCGCUGUGUGGAGCUGGUCCACGAGGAGAUGCAGAGGAUCAUCCAGCACUGCAGCAACUACAGCACACAGGAGCUGCAGAGGUUCCCUAAGUUGCACGAGGCCAUUGUGGAAGUGGUCACCUCCCUGCUGAGGAAGAGACUGCCCAUCACCAAUGAGAUGGUCCACAACUUGGUUGCGAUUGAGCUGGCCUACAUCAACACCAAACAUCCAGACUUUGCAGAUGCCUGUGGCGUCAUGAAUAACAAUAUAGAGGAGCAAAGGAGGAACAGGAUGAGAGAGCUGCCCGCUGCAGUGCCCAGGGAUAAGUCUGUUGGCAAAGGCCCGGCUGGUCCAACUGUGGUUUCUGGCGAGCCCCCCGCGUCUGGAGCAGACAUGGAUGGUGCCAAGGCAGGAGGACCGCAGGGUGAGCAGGACGGCACAGGCAGCUGGAGGGGGAUGCUGAAGAAAGGAGAGGAAGCCCCCGGCUCUGGACCUGGAAGCCCCUUUAAAGGAGCCGUCAACCUGCUGGAUGUGCCUGUGCCAGUCGCCAGGAAGCUGUCAUCACGUGAGCAGCGGGACUGUGAGGUCAUCGAACGCCUCAUCAAGUCGUACUUCCUCAUUGUCCGCAAGAACAUUCAGGACAGUGUGCCGAAGGCAGUGAUGCACUUCCUGGUCAACCAUGUGAAGGACAGCCUCCAGAGUGAGCUUGUUGGCCAGCUGUAUAAAUCUGGCCUCCUCAAUGAUCUGCUGACCGAGUCAGAGGAUAUGGCUCAGCGGCGCAAGGAGGCCGCGGACAUGCUACAGGCGUUGCAGAGAGCUAGUCAGGUGAUUGCUGAGAUCCGGGAAACCCAUUUGUGGUGAAACGGAGCUGAACAUGAUCUGUUUUCUCCUCGUCGUGCCCAAAGGACUGACGCUCCAUGAACUAUCAUCUCUGAACUUGAAGUUAAGGUUUUGCAACCAUGAAAAUGCACUGUUCUGCUCCCUGCUCAGACAUACAGUAGGUACCAUUUAGGCUCACAGGCUACCUGAAAGAAAUGUAAGUUGGCUUCAUUUUUUAUUUAAAAAGCUUGGUGUUAUAUUGAAUACGUGAGAAUGCACUGCCUCUCGUAGGCUAAGGUAGAAAGUGUAGUUGCCUCCCACUGCUACUGGAGGAAUCAAAAGGUAAAGUACUGUUUCGGCAGACAGCGGUUAACCAGUAUGAAAAUGGACAUUUGUGUGAUGAGGAAAUUUUAGUGUGACGAGGAAAGUUUAGAUGCCAUGUUGGCAGCAAAUCAUUAUGGAAAACUUCUUUAGGGUUAUAAAAAUAUUGCUAAGCCUUUUCAGUUGGGAGAAGCUGUCGUGUCAGUAGCUGAGGAAAUCGUACAGUAAUUGGUUCACUGAAUUAAAAUGCACUUUGCUCCUGACUUGCAGCAAACGUUAGUCCUGUCACUUGUGUACAUAGUCCAUUACUUUAUUUUUUUGCACUAUUGUCACCACACUGUACUGUAUCGCCAAAACUUUUAUUUAUUAAUGUGUUAUUUAAGUGUUUGGAUAAUGUUACAAGCACUAUUGCAGCGUGCUGCUGUAGGUUAUUUAAUUAUGUUUACAUAUCUAUCUACAUGUGAAAUUUACUGUGCACUGUGGUUCUCUGUAGAUGGCUCACAAAGAAUAAAUAUAAGUAUUUUA
This is a messenger RNA of Hippoglossus stenolepis (Pacific halibut), 3178 nucleotides long. RefSeq names its product dynamin-1-like protein. Gene Ontology annotation, biological process: mitochondrial fragmentation involved in apoptotic process; mitochondrial fission. The coding region runs from base 254 to 2374 and encodes 706 amino acids. Gene Ontology annotation, molecular function: microtubule binding; GTP binding; GTPase activity. The transcript has 20 exons. The record is from RefSeq and is a predicted model, not a curated record. Gene Ontology annotation, cellular component: microtubule; membrane; cytoplasm. Lineage: Eukaryota; Metazoa; Chordata; Actinopteri; Pleuronectiformes; Pleuronectidae.